UAAAUGUGAAUUAAUAUCAAUUCGUUUCACACAUCGAAAUUAGUAGAGUGAGAAAAACAAUUAAUUGAGUAUUUAAUGGAAACCGAUUGAGUGCAAACGUUUAUGAACGAUGCAAAUUAUGUUUGGAACAAUUUUAUGUGUAUUAUUGAAAGGUUUAGUUCUGACAAAGCCUAUCACAUUUAGGACGACAGAUUAUACUACUUCAAACAGUUUCCAGAAAGAAAGUGUUUUUAUGUGUCCCAAUUUAAAUUACACGCAGGAUAUUUCAAUGUCCGAGAAAAGUGAUCAUCAUAUACUAAAUUUCAAAUCUGACCGGAGUCAGUCUGAUAGUACUGUGAGAAAUGAGCGAGAAGUCGAUGAAGUUAUACUUGCAAAUAUUUCUAUCACUCCAGAAUCUAUCGAAAAUAGUUUGAACAAGCCAACAUCUCUCAGAGCAUUCAUACAAUUCGACAGUCAAUUCGCAGAAAAAGUAAACGACAUUUUUGUGACAUUGAGAUGGAACCAACCUGAAUUUACCGAUAAAAUAAUACUAGGAUACCAAGUGCAGUGUUCUUUCUUCGAAGGCUUUAAAGAAACCUGCGAUGAAACUAUCGCAGCUACAAAAUUGGAGCACACGGUGCACAAUCUAAUAUCUAACACGACAUAUUAUUUUCGAGUACGUGCAUAUACUAAAAUUGUAAAUAAAAUUGUUGCUGGUCCUUACACGGAUUUAAUCAAUGUGUCGACUACACAUGAAAAUCCAAUACCUAAAUUAUUACUCACAACGGAUCUAGAUAUGAAAAUAUUGGACGUGGAUUUAAGAAUUACUAAUACCUUAAUGUCAGGAUCAGUAACCUAUGCCGCCUAUUCGAUACAAGAACAUAGAAUUUAUUGGCUAACAGAAAAAGACCUAAUGACAUUGAAGAUUAAUGAAAAUAAUAUCACAAAAAUUACCAGCUUUGAUUAUUAUCUAAAUGAUCUUUGCAUUGACUGGGUAGCAAGAAAUCUAUAUUUCAUGUAUUAUGAUGAGUCAGCCUACUCUUAUAUUGUAAAGUUCGACUUAACAAUGUGGGAAAAUGGCAUAAUUAAAUUUGAUGAGAUUUUCAAAUCAAAAAAUGAUAUUCCCUGUUUAAGUGUAUCACCGUCUAUGGGAAUUUUAUAUCACGUAUCACACAAUUCGAUGAAUACAGAAUAUCGUAUAAUGAAGCAUCAUCUCGAUGGAGAAAUCGAGCAAAUUGUUCAGAUGAAUGUAUGCCUAUUUGAUUAUAUUAUAGAUCCUUUUCAAAAUAUGAUAAUUGAUAACAUGAAUAAUGAGGUGCCGUUAAUUUACUGGUUAAGUGAUGAUUACAUAUUUGUGACAGACAUUAACAUUUCUAUGUGCAAUAUGAUUUUACACAAUGAAAACAUAAGUGAUAUAUUCAUUCGUUUCGAAUCUAUGACGAUUGACAAAAGAAACAUUUACAUUUUAGCAAGUGAUUUUUGGGAUGAAUUUUCUCUCUAUGUUUUGAAAAAGAAAUACGCAAGUCUCAAGAGCGUAAAUGCAGCCGAAUAUGUUGAAAAGAUAAUAAUAAGUUCAGAUAAUAAUAGGUUUUAUAAAAUUGACGCUUUUGAUAAAUCUUUACAACCAUAUCCUCCAAUCAAAUGUCUGACACCUGAAAAAAAAGUUUAUAAUUUUAAGAAUGUGUAUGCAAUAGCAAACAGCAUCGUUGUGAUUCUUCCGGAGCCGGUUGUAAAAAGUGGAUGCAAAAAAUAUAAUUUACCAACUACUAUAUAUAAUAUCUCCAUAAGCUGUAUGAGAGCUGUACACAACAAUCUCAACAAGUCGGAGAAAUUCAAUGUGCUACGAUAUGUGACGUUCGAGCGAUAUUACAAGAUUCAGAACUUAACACCAUUUACAGAAUACAAGUUGAAGUUUACCUUAAGCAAUUUUUACUUUGAUCAAUUAUCAAUAAAUCCAUUUGAUUCAAAUGUGAUACCAAUAAAAAAUAAUUCUGAUAAGUUUGAUGCACCAGAAAACAUAAGUGUUCUAGCUUUGACGCCUACUAUAGCAGUAGUUCAUUGGAUGCCACUCAAGAAUGUGAACUGCGUGGCCGUGACCUACGAAGUGCGUUGGAAGUCAGUUACAUUAGUGAACGGCACGCAACACAAGGGCAAACAAUUUAUCAAUGUGCCGAAACGUACGGCAGACGGCAGAUUUUUCACAAAGAUUAACUUGUCGCUACCAGUACAAGAUUACUUGAUAUACGUGCGUGUAUAUCCAAAUAAUUUCAGCGAUUUCUACAACGAGAGUUUAAGCGAUUUCUACAACGAGAGUUUAAGCAAUUUUGUUCACAUAUACUCAGAACCAAACAAUAUUACUUUGAGCGAGGUCAACAUAAAUAGCAUGAACAUUUCAUGGAUCUCAAACAUUAAUCUGACGAUGUUUUGUACACUAGAGUAUAAAGAUAUUGUAGCAGAAAAGUGGCAAACAAUGAAUUAUAUUAAAAUGAAUUAUAACAAAGAAGUAACAUACCAUGUCGAAAAUUUACAAUCGGGAACCUUAUACAUGUUUCGCUUGAUAUUAAGAUAUCCCGAAUAUGAGGAAAAUUUUACAUGGCCGACUGAUGAAAGAUUUAUUUUUUCAACACUUGAUAUUCCGAGCAAUCCUGGAAUAAUAGGGAAAAAAUAUUACUUAUUAUUGAUGUUAAGUUUUAUCGUUAUAGUUCUUAUAAUCUGCGUCUACUACUUUUAUUAUUUGUAUCGUCAACCCAGAGCUAAUAACGAACAAUUUUUGUCUUCAUCAAUGACCGAUAUAGAAUUGGCCAUUCUACAUGAACCUUGCCAAUACACUGAAUUCAAUACGAUUUACAGUCCUAUGUUACAUUGUAAUCCGGAUGAAUGUGCGAUAACUAAAAUCGCACGUAAACAAAUUACAUUUACAAAACUUAUUGGUAGCGGCGCAUUCGGAAUGGUGUUUCAAGGAAAGGUGAAAAACUUAGAAAGAUCGGGCACAGAGAUAUCCGUUGCAAUAAAAACGCUUCGGAAAGAUGCUUCUUCCCAUGAGAAAGAGAAAUUGUUAAAGGAAGCCAAGCUUAUGAAUCAUUUUCGACACAAACAUGUAUUAAGAUUGUUAGCUGUUUGUUUAGAUGGGGAUUCUCCUUUAUUAGUGUUGGAAUUGAUGGAAACUGGUGAUCUGUUAAAAUAUUUGAGAGAUUGUCGAAAUUUGCAAGCGUCAGAUUCGCCUGCUCUGCGUUUGCAGGAUUUACUCGCUAUGUGCGAAGAUGUUGCGCGAGGUUGUUGCUACUUGGAAGAGUUGCGUUUCGUACAUAGAGAUCUAGCGUGUCGCAAUUGUUUAGUAUCUUCGAGAAAUCGAGAGAAUCGUGUCAUCAAAAUUGGAGAUUUUGGAUUAGCUAGAGAUAUCUACAAGGAUAAUUAUUAUCGCAUGAAAGGAGAACAUUAUUUUCCUAUUCGCUGGAUGGCACCCGAAUCUUUGAUGAUUGAAAUAUUUACUUCUCAAAGCGAUGUUUGGUCAUUUGGGGUAUUAAUGUGGGAAAUUACAUCGUUGGGUGAGAAACCUUAUAUGGACAAGAAUGAUAAAGAAGUGAUAUAUUAUGUACGUGCUGGAAACAGGUUGCCGAUGACUCUUAACUGUCCAUCACCAUUGUAUCAGUUGAUGCUACGUUGCUGGAGUGCAGCGGAUGCUAGACCAAAUUUCAAAUUUUGUCUGGAAAAUAUUAUAGCAUUAAGAAAGAAUAUGGAAGAUGCUUUACUGAGUCCAGUCGAUACUAUUUAGAAUUGAAAAUAAUUAAAUUAAUAUUUAUCUUAUUUUCCAAACGAUUCAAUAAAUCUUAA
Camponotus floridanus (Florida carpenter ant) is the source of this 3810-nucleotide messenger RNA. RefSeq names its product proto-oncogene tyrosine-protein kinase ROS-like. Gene Ontology annotation, cellular component: membrane; signaling receptor complex. Gene Ontology annotation, biological process: protein phosphorylation; regulation of TOR signaling; multicellular organism development. The record is from RefSeq and is a predicted model, not a curated record. The transcript is spliced from 10 exons. Gene Ontology annotation, molecular function: ATP binding; protein binding; transmembrane receptor protein tyrosine kinase activity. Lineage: Eukaryota; Metazoa; Arthropoda; Insecta; Hymenoptera; Formicidae. The coding region runs from base 110 to 3751 and encodes 1213 amino acids.